AUGCCUAAAUCCUCAGAUCCAAACCAGUUCAUGAGAACUUCAGGUGCCAAUGAUUCAGUCUGGGUCCAUCUGGAACCAUAUUCUCACCGGCCCAAGUUCCCCAAGUUGGACAAGGAUAUCGAGACUGAUGUCUGCGUCAUCGGAUCUGGUAUCUCUGGCAUCUCAGUUGCAGAGCAAUGUGUGAGGAGAGGUCUCAACGUGGUUAUGAUUGAAGCAAGAGAUAUACUUUCGGGGGAGACCGGUCGAACAUCGGGUCAUUUGGCAUCGGAUCUGGACGAUGGGUACAUAGCAAUACAGAAAGCCUUCGGAAGAGACGGAGCACAAGCUGCGGCAGAGUCACACGACUGGGCGAUCAAGCAUGUCGGCGAAGUUGCAAAGGAGCUUGGAAUCGACUGCGAAUAUCGUAUGCUGAAGGCGUACGACGUGUCACAGUACCCCGUGGGCACAAAGGAACAUGACGACGACAUGAAGGAGCUGAAGGAGGAAGCUGAGCUCGCCUCCCAGCUCGGCCUCGAUUUCGCAUAUGACGAAAAUCUCAAAAUCAAAGGCUGGGACGGGAAACCGGACCAGCGAGGUGGCAACAUUGUUGGGCGUCAGGCGACCUUUCACCCUACCAAGUACCUUGUAGGAGUACUGAAGUGGCUCGAGAAGCAACCCAACUUCAAAUGCUACACACAUACCCGUGCAUUGAGGAUAAAUGAGAGUGGCAUACACGUGCCGCUCGUCGACCUGCACCUGGGUCCAAAGGAUGUCACAGUCACAACGGUGGACGGCAAUACGAUCAAGUGUCACCACGCAGUCGAGGCAACUGUUAUACCUCUCCAGAUGCUGAGUGUCGUCGCCGAGCUCGAGUACCACCGGACAUAUUGCAUCGCGAUCAGAAUACCCAAAGGGAGCGUCGAGGACUGCCUUAUCUACGACACAGCCGACCCAUACAAAUACGUCCGCAUGACGGAUUGCGACGAAAAAGACGACUACAUGGUCGUUGGUGGUUGUGAUCACAAGGUUGGCCAAGAAGACGAAUGGGAGGAGCGAUACAAGGAAUUGGAGACGUGGACUCGCGAGCGCUUCACAAAGGCAGGCAGCGUCGACUACAAGUGGUCUGGCCAAGUUCUCGACCCGGUCGACUACAACGCAUUUAUCGGCAAGAAUUCGGGCAACAAUCGGAUCUACGUGGUUACCGGCGACUCCGGAAACGGGCUUACCCACGGCGUGCUUGCUGGGCGACUCAUCGCAGAUCAAAUUCAAGGGAUUGACAGCCCUUGGGCCAAGGCCUAUGACCCGAAGCGCAAAAGCUCUAUCCUCCAGAAACUUCCAAGCAUGGUUGAGCAUGACGUGCAGAUCAACACACAAUACAAGCGGUUUGCACACUCAGACAUCAAGGACGUUGAAGAUCUAGGUCUGGAUCAAGGUGGUGUGCUCAACCCGACCGCCAAAGGCCCACAGGCAGUGUACAAAGACAACAAUGGCAAGAUUCACCGCAUGAGCGCGCUCUGUCCCCAUCUGCACGGAGUGGUGUGUUGGAAUAACGACGAGAAAUCCUGGGAUUGCCCUAUCCAUGGCAGUCGAUUCAGCCCGGAGGGUCUCCAGAUCUGCGGCCCAGCAAAGACGGCGUUGAAGCCAUUUGACGAUAGCGCGAAAGCAAGACAGGAGAUCUCUUCUGAGCCUUGA
Cladophialophora yegresii CBS 114405 is the source of this 1671-nucleotide messenger RNA. RefSeq lists its product as uncharacterized. The record is from RefSeq and is a predicted model, not a curated record. Gene Ontology annotation, cellular component: cytoplasm. NCBI's taxonomy places the organism in Eukaryota, Fungi, Ascomycota, Eurotiomycetes, Chaetothyriales, Herpotrichiellaceae. Bases 1 to 1671 code for a protein of 556 amino acids. Gene Ontology annotation, molecular function: 2 iron, 2 sulfur cluster binding; oxidoreductase activity. The transcript has 2 exons.